AUGGAUAUACUUCAUGUUAAUCCAUACUCAACAUUCUUUCGAAUUCUUGGGGAUCUGCCCAAUUUGGAAAAUCACAAAAUUCAUAUUAGAUCAGAUGUGGGUUUGGAUCAACGUGUUUUUAACGCACCGUCAGCUUCCCAAGUAGCAGUUAUCUGGAUUGAAGAUGAUGAUUCAGAACAAUUGAGAGGACGAAAUAUUGUGGUAUUCAAUCAUGCAGUGCUGAAAAAGAUUAGAAAAGAACCUGUUGUGUCAUGCCGCGAGUACUAUUGUUACAAGCUUCAAAUUAGGAAAAAUAUAAGAUCUAUUUUGUUAUUCUCGGGCCGUUUACUGCAGCAAUUUGUUGUUGAUAUGUACGUGAAAAUUGAGACGUCAAGAUUGGAUUAUUUCCGAAAUAAGCAACAAGAGAUUCGAUCUGAGGUGUAUCAAGGAAUAGUUGACAGUAUUUCAAUUGGACAAAACAAUGCUUCUAAAGUUGGUAAACGCAUUAUUCUGCCUUCUUCUUUUAUUGGAGGUCCAAGAGAUAUGCGCAAAAGAUACAUGGAAGCAAUGGCUUUAGUCCAACGUUUCGGAAAACCUGACAUAUUUUUAACUAUGACGUGCAACCCAAGUUGGAAAGAAAUCUUGGAUGAGUUGGAACCACAAGAAGAAGCACAAAAUCGUCCUGAUUUAAUUGCACGUAUCUUUAGAGCAAAAUUAGAAGAAUUGAAGGAUGAAUUAUUCAAACGGGAGGUGUUUGGAAAAGUUUCAGCAUAUGUAUAUGUCAUUGAACAUCAGAAAAGAGGAUUGCCACAUGCACAUUUCUUAAUCAUAUUACAAAGAGAUUGGAAAAUCUAUGCUCCCGAAUCUUUUGAUGAAAUUGUAUCAGCAGAAGUACCUGAUAAAGAUCGAAAUUCGCAUUUGCACAAAACAGUAAUAAAGCAUAUGAUGCAUGGCCCCUGUGGAGUAUUGAAUCCGAUCAAUGUAUGUAUGAAAAAAAAUGGCAGUUGCAAAAAUCACUAUCCAAAAAGCUUUGCAUCAAACACAAUUGUUGGAAUCGAUUGUUUCCCACAGUACAAACGUCGUGAUAAUGGAAUAACUGUCAAAGUCAGAGGUAAAGAUUUAGAUAACCGUUGGGUUGUUCCACAUAAUCCAUACCUCCUUGCAAAAUUCGAUUGUCACAUGAAUGUGGAAAUUUGCUCAACAAUCAAAGCAGUCAAAUACCUCUAUAAGUACAUUUACAAAGGUCAUGAUCGUGUUGCUUUCAAUUUAAUUCCUGGACAAAACAUUCAAGAGAUAGAUGAAAUCCAACAAUUUCAAUCAGCUAGAUGGAUUGCUCCACCAGAGGCUAUGUGGCGAAUAUAUGGCUUUACUCUUAAUGAAAUGUAUCCAUCAGUUUAUAGUUUACAUCUACAUCUUGAAGAUCAACACUUGGUAGCUUUUCAUGCACAUGACGACCUGAACAAUGUUCUAAGAUCUAAUUUCUCGGCAAAAUCAAUGUUGACUGAAUUCUUUUCAACAAAUCAAGCUGAUGAAAAUGCUCGAAAGUUAUUGUACAAAGAGUUUCCUGAGGUUUUUGUUUGGAGCCAACAACAUAAAAUAUGGCCUCCAAGAAAGAAGAAAACUGUUAUAGGUCGUAUUGUCACAGCAAGUCCAUUCGAAGGUGAAAGGUACUACUUACGAAUAUUGUUAAAUCAUAUAAGAGGUCCUUUGUCAUUUGACCACAUCAAAACAAUUGGCAAUGUCACUGCACCAACCUUUCGUGAAGCAGCUACAUUACAUGGUUUGUUAGAAAGAGAUACCAGUUUACAAGACUGUAUGCAAGAGGCUUCCUUGUACCAAAUACCAAACAGUUUAAGACGGUUAUUUGCAACAAUUUUAGUAUAUUGUAAUCCAACAAAUCCUAGAGAACUUUGGGAAUGUUUUGAACAAGAUAUGUCGAGUGAUUUCCAAACAAAUGAUGCAACAUCGGCAGAUAUUAAGACAAAAGUCUUGCGAAGCAUCUCUUCAACUCUUGAAUCGAUGGGAAAAGACAUAAACAGGUUUCAUUUAAUAGACCAAGAUGUUUCUUUGGAUCAGAAUGAAAUUCAAUUUCGAGAAAUAAAUGAUGAAUUUGCAGUUUUGAUACCAGAAGAAGAUCUUAUGGCUUCAAUGACUCUUAAUCCUGAACAACAUCAUGCAUACGAGUCAAUUUUGCAGAAAGUCCUUCUAAAUGAAUCUGCUGCAUUUUUCAUUGACGGUCCUGGUGGAACAGGUAAAACAUUCUUGUAUAAAGCACUCCUCGCUACAGUGAGAUCAAAAAACUUUAUUGCUCUUGCAACUGUAUCAUCUGGUGUUGCAGCAUCUAUUUUACCCGGGGGUCGAACAGCACAUUCUCGCUUCAAAAUUCCAUUAGAUCUUGACAAAAAUAGUACUUGCAGUGUAAGCAAACAAGGCGCUCUUGCAAAAUUGUUACGUCUUGCAAGGUUAAUCAUAUGGGAUGAAGCACCUAUGUCUAGAAAAGAAUGUAUGCAAGCAUUGGAUAAAAUGUUACGAGAUAUAACUGAUUCAAGAUUACCAUUUGGUGGAAAAGUUAUAGUAUUUGGUGGAGAUUUUCGUCAAGUCUUACCUGUGAUUCGUAAAGGCACAAGACAAGAAGAGGUUGAUGCCAGUUUAGCAUCGUCAUAUUUGUGGUCCACUCUAACUAAGAUUAGGUUGAGUGAAAAUAUGCGAGCAAGAUUCGAUCCAAAUUUCUCAAAUUAUUUACUUCAGGUUGGAAAUGGAACAACACCAAUCACAAUUGAGAACAAGACAGAAAUUCCCAAAGAAAUGCUUAUUCCUUACAAAAAUGAUGUGGAGUCCUUAGAUAAUUUGAUCGAUGCGGUCUUCCAAGAUAUUGGCAGUUAUUCAGAAAAUUUAUCCGAAAUGACAAAUCGAGCUAUCUUGACACCAAAGAAUAAUUCGGUCGAUGAGAUAAAUGCAAUGCUCAUUCAAAGAUUUCCUGGUGAAGUUACACAAUAUUAUAGCUUUGACGAAACAAUUGAUACAUCAGAACAAGGCAUCAUGGAGGAUUUCUUAAACACAUUAACACCAAAUGGACUUCCACCCCAUGAAUUGUUACUAAAAAAAAAUUGUCCUAUCAUGUUGCUCAGAAAUGUUAAUCCUUCAGAAGGUUUGUGCAAUGGGACACGUCUUAUUUGCCACAACUUUGAACGAAAUAUCAUUGAUGCUGAAAUUGCAGUUGGUCAUCAUACUGGCAAAAGAGUUUUCAUACCAAGAAUUCCUUUCUUGCCAAAUGCAGAUGAUAAGAGUGCUUUCAACAUGCGGACUGUCCAUACAUCAAUCAAAAAUAUUACUCCAACUACAAGAAAUUGGAGUAUCAAGAUGAUUGUUUCAGACAAAUCUCCCAAACGUACUGCACAACAUUCACCAACAAAAUAUCAAAAUCUGACAUUGAUAGAUCCUGAGGGCAACCGACUGCAAGCAACAAUUUUUGGCAAAGAUAUAGACCUACGUAAUGACACAUUACACAUCUUCCGAUCAUACUACAUUAGCAAUGCCUAUGUUAAACCUUUGGAUGCCAGACAUAAAAUCGAAGCGCACGAAUACCAGUGGAUCUUAAAUUCCAGAACAAUCAUCGAAGACAUUCCAAAUGAUGAAGAGGAAUUACAACCACCAGAAUACAAUAUUAUCCCAUUCACCGAUCUGCAUGACUACAAAAACACUGGAUCUGAAAUAGCUAUUAUGGCGGUCGCAAUACAUAUGAAACCUCCUAGAGAAAUUACCUCAAUACAUGGGCCAACAAAGAUCCAAGAAAUAUACGUUAUUGAUCAAAGCCUAAUGCCUAUAUGGUUGACUAUGUGGGGUCGGUUUGUGGAUGGUGAAUGUCAGACAAUCUCUCAUAUUAUUGAAGCUAAACCAACUCUACUUGCAACACGUUUAAAAGUCGGUUCAUACAAUGGUCUCUCUCUUUCUUCUCAACCGACAAGUGUAUUUACCUUAAAUCCUGUCAUCCCUGGUGCAACUCCAUUAUGCCAAUGCUGUCGCGCCUACAUUGACAUUGACGAUGGCAAUGGACGACUAGGAGCAGUCAUUUUUGGUGAAAUAGCAGAAGAAGCUCUAGGUUGCACAGCAAUUGAACUAAUGGAACACACCAGAGAGGUAACCAACUUUUCACUUAAUAACUAA
This is a messenger RNA of Juglans regia (Persian walnut), 4143 nucleotides long. RefSeq lists its product as uncharacterized. Gene Ontology annotation, molecular function: DNA helicase activity. Bases 1 to 4143 code for a protein of 1380 amino acids. The transcript is spliced from 8 exons. Gene Ontology annotation, biological process: telomere maintenance; DNA repair. The record is from RefSeq and is a predicted model, not a curated record. NCBI's taxonomy places the organism in Eukaryota, Viridiplantae, Streptophyta, Magnoliopsida, Fagales, Juglandaceae.